Olea europaea var. sylvestris is the source of this 932-nucleotide messenger RNA. RefSeq names its product histidine protein methyltransferase 1 homolog. The transcript has 6 exons. NCBI's taxonomy places the organism in Eukaryota, Viridiplantae, Streptophyta, Magnoliopsida, Lamiales, Oleaceae. The record is from RefSeq and is a predicted model, not a curated record. The coding region runs from base 134 to 697 and encodes 187 amino acids.
UUUCUUGUAGGGAAGGGUGAGUACGCAGGAGGUUUUUGCAUUGUCCAAUUCGGAUUUAGUCCCUGGUAAAUAUGAAGGAGGAUUGAAACUAUGGGAGGGUUCGAUAGAUUUAAUCAAAGCCCUUAGCUCCGAUAUGCAAGAUGGGAAAUUGUCCUUCGGCGGAAAGCGAAUUCUAGAGCUUGGAUGUGGUCAUGGACUUCCUGGGAUCUUUGCUUGCCUAAAGGGUGCUGCCACAGUACAUUUUCAGGAUUUUAAUGCAGAGGUCCUGCAGCAUCUCACCAUUCCCAAUGUGAAAGCUAAUAUUCAAAAGAAGUUUCCGUACUUGACAGAUGUGAAUGAGUACAGCAGCAUUGAGGCAGAUACUCGCUUCUUUGCAGGUGACUGGGGUGAAGUCCAUUCCAUUCUCCCUUUUGUAUCUAGUGAUGAGAUAGCUGGUUAUGAUAUCAUUCUCAUGGCGGAGACAGUUUACUCAAUUUCUGCCCUCCCCAGUCUCUACGAACUGAUAAAGAAGUGUGGGAAUAGUCCUCAUGGAGUUGUGUACAUGGCAGCAAAAAAACAUUAUUUUGGGGUGGGAGGAGGAUCAAGGCGGUUUAUCUCUAUGGUAGAAGAAGACGGUGCUUUUGCCUCUUCUCUGGUUUCUGAGGUUGCUGACGGUUCCUCUAAUGUUCGAGAGGUGUGGAAGCUUAAUCUCAAGUGAUAUUCUGUCUACAUCAAAUUGUAUGCUGUGAUUUUCCUUCUAAUGAGGAGAUUUCAAAGAGGGAUAUCAAGCUUUGGAUAUUUCACAGUAUGAGUUCAUAUGCUUAUAUUAAUAUUUACCAUAUUAUCAUCAAGGAUGUAUGUUGGAAGUUUAUAUGUUGCAUUUUUGCAACAAUAUUUUACUUUAGUCACCAUUUAUGAUUACAAUAAGCACUUAGGGUCCGUUUGAUUGCAAA